GAUUCUGGAAUCGCCCACCGCAAGAGGCAUUACAAGUUAUGGAUCUUGGCUGCGAUAAUCCUCGUAGCUCUUUGGACCAUGUUCACUGGCUCCGUCACCCUCAAAUGGUCUGCAACCAACAACCAAGACUUCGAUUCUAUGAUUCUCCAAGAUCACGACGUCCUGGAAGUGGAGGAGAGAGAGAAAGUGGUGAGGCACAUGUGGGAUGUGUACAGCCACAGCAACUCGGUUCGAUUACCCAAGUUUUGGUCUGAAGCUUUCGAAGCUGCUUACGAGGAAUUGAUGAGUGAUAUUGGUGGCGUCCGAGACGCAGCCGUUUCAGAAAUUGCCAAGAUGUCACUGUGCUCUCUUCCUCUUCUUCUUCAAUCACAAUCGGUUGUGCAGACCAUAACGGGAUCAAGAAAAAUUAAGCAAGCGAAGAGUAACAUGAACAGUACAGUCAACAGUGACCAAUAA
This is a messenger RNA of Abrus precatorius (Indian licorice), 456 nucleotides long. RefSeq lists its product as uncharacterized. The transcript is spliced from 3 exons. The coding region runs from base 79 to 456 and encodes 125 amino acids. NCBI's taxonomy places the organism in Eukaryota, Viridiplantae, Streptophyta, Magnoliopsida, Fabales, Fabaceae. The record is from RefSeq and is a predicted model, not a curated record.